Molecule: messenger RNA, 2663 nt
Organism: Periophthalmus magnuspinnatus
Lineage: Eukaryota; Metazoa; Chordata; Actinopteri; Gobiiformes; Gobiidae
Gene: col26a1
Product: collagen alpha-1(XXVI) chain
Exons: 14
Coding region: 103-1413 (436 amino acids)
Molecular function (GO): protein binding
Source: RefSeq, a predicted model, not a curated record
GACUUGCUCUCCUCAGUCCAUUUCUGUUGCUAUUCUGAUUUGUCAAGGAGGAGCUGAAGCAACAGACUUUGUUUGAGCAUCGUUGUUCUGUGGACGAGGAAGAUGGUGGCGUUUUCGUUUCUUUGCGCUCUGUGCAUUUGGAUGACUACUGUAUGCAAUUCUACAGGAACUGGAAUUAUUUAUCACAUUCCAAGCAUCACUUUGCCGCGUCCGCGCAUCAAGUCAGAGCAGACCAGCACUGGACCACCGGGCACCGGGUCCCGUACUCAGCUCAGAAACUGGUGUCAAUAUACAGUUUCCAAGACAGUGACCUGUCAAGUACACAAUGGAACAGAAACUUCUGUGCAAAGAGUGGUUCAAAGUUGCAGAUGGCCCGGACCCUGCUCAAAAGUUGUUAGUUACAGAACUGUUAUCCGACCAUCCUUUAAGACCGCCUAUAAGCAGGUCACUGCUCUGGAGUGGCGAUGCUGUCCAGGGUUUGUUGGAGAGGAGUGCAGAGAAGAGUGCCUGAACUGCACAUCAUUCUCUCAAAUGAACAACAGAAUUGACAGCAUUGAAUUAAAGAUCAAAAGUUUGGUGGACAGACUUCCAUUGGGACCAGCAGUGAACAGUUUAUCUCAGGGGUCCACUGACAACGAGGUGGAUGCACAUCAUCCUACACCACCAUCAUACGUGCCCUCAGUUAGCAGUGGAUCCCCAGGACCAGUGGGUCCACCAGGGCCUUCUGGUCCUGCUGGACCUGCAGGUCCUCCAGGUCCUCCAGGAAGAUCCGGCCUUCCUGGAGUCAUUGGACCUAAAGGAGACAGGGGUGUCGCAGGCGAGAAGGGUGUUCCAGGACCUUUAGGUCUUCCUGGUCCUCCUGGUCCUCCUGGUCCCCCAGGACCUGGCUUCUCUCCCAUUCAAACCAGAGGCGAUGUUUUUCAAGUGAACACCCAGACUUUCCCCCCUCCUCAGGUGGUUGUUGGUCCAGCUGGCCCUACCGGCCCUGCAGGUCCUGUAGGACCCAGAGGACCCGAGGGGAUACCAGGGAUUCCUGGACAAGACGGGAAACCAGGUCCUCAAGGCCUAACCGGUGUCCAAGGACCCAAAGGAGACCAAGGGGAAAGGGGGUCUCCUGGUGUCGCCGGCGAGAAGGGUCUACCUGGACCACCAGGGUCAAAGGGUGAACCAGGAGAAGUUCUGAAUGAGAGUGAGGCUGUGCAGCAGCUCAGGGAAGCUCUGAAAAUCCUGGCGGAGCGAGUUCUGAUACUAGAACAUAUGAUUGGUAUUCACGAAAACACUGAAGGAUCUGGUUUUGGCAGUAUCUCUGACCCUUUGUCUUUGCCGUCCAUUAAGAUUAAGCGCCUGCCACCUAUUCAAAAGCCUAAAAAAACUCAAGUACAAAAUGAGAGACAGAGACGAACCUCAUUCUAAAAGUAAGCUAUUUUAAGUGUGUAUUUAAAGUACUUUAAGUAUUGCAAAUUACCCUUUCAGGACACCCAUUUUUUAGGAUGGAUAAAGGAUGAUGCAUAAUGUAUUGUUUUCUGUUUUUUUACAUUUUAGGAUUUAUUGACCUAGUUAUGAUAAUAGCCAUUGUAUAUCUUUGUAUUUCUUUAAAGACCUGUUGUAAAUAUGGUAUUGUUUUUUUGUGUAAACCAGUGCAGUAAUUAUAUGAUUUUGAACAUUGAAAUAUAAUAUCAUAAACAGUAUUUAAGGGUUUCUGUCUGGAGAUAAAAGACUGCUUACAAAACACUCCACUUUUGUUUAGCUGACGACACUGUUUAAUGUUUUGGCCCAAAGUGGAGGUUCGUCUCAUGUCAGCCGUGUCUAUUGUCUAUGUGUCUAGUUAAAGUGAUGUAAAACAGGACAGUCUGCCAAGGAGAUCUGCCUCAAAUCUGGGGAAAGCGUUUGCUGGAUAAAAACCAAAAGGAUGCUGGAUCUUUUCCUUUGGACAAGUCCUCACAUGCUCUUGGCCUAGACCUGUUAAUGUGCUUAGGGAUUUGAAACUUAAUGAUGUCUCAGUUACUACAUAGAAGUGUCUCAUUCAAAUCAAUGGAUUGAGGGUGUCUGGGAGGCUUUUUGAAAGUAGAUCAAUCUUUUUUUACUACGUGUUUACUUCGCCUGGCUAGAAAUUCGGCUUGUAUAGAGAAAUCUAUAAAUGUAUGGCUGAUCUGGAUCGCAUUUACCCUGUUUACAAAUAGUGUGAAACAGAAUUUUUUGUAUUAUUAUGGACCUUCAGUAUUGUGCAAGGUGUAUGUGUUUAUAUGGAAGCUCAUUAGGUGUACAAGUGAGCUACUCCUUUAUUAGGAUGUGAAAACACAACACUUCACUAAUUACUUUAAAUGUCAGAAAACGGCUCUUAAUAUUUUUUUCUUGCUUGUUUUGAGGUUUUGUUUAUUUUGAUACAUUGAUGUGCCUGUGUUGGUUCAUAGCCUCUUUUAUUAACAACCUCCAACGUUUGCAUAGUGCUGUCUUCUUCAAUGUUGUUUCUGUCUAUCUGAAACACAUAAUGAGGGCAUGACUGCUGGAAGAAAAGCAGUCACUUAAUUGAUUCACUGCAUGUUUCAUUAUCUUUUAUACAACAUCUUCAAGUCACUUUGUUUUUCUUCCAUUUAUAGGACGUUGUAACCACGAGAUAUUAUUCUGUGUUGAUUGAAUGAUUAAAGCACACGACAACAAAAGGG